UUUUUUGUCCAAGACGUUGGUGAAUCUAUGAUACCCGUCUAAUGACUUUUGCAGAGUCAUAAAAGCCAACAGAUAAUUUGGCGGCAAAAAGCGUGCCGUGACUCGUACUUGUUGUUUCCCCACCAGCAAGGAUGUAAAUUGGAUAAUUGGUCUAUUACCAAAAGAUAAAAGACGCGUAAACACAGAUCUUACAUCAGAAUCCAAGCACUCUUAUCUUGAGUCAGUACACGAAGGCGUUUCUUUCCAGAAUAAAUUGAAACAAUACUGCAGCCCACCUGGCUUGACGCGACGUGCCGAAACAUCGCCGUAAGGUAAAAUCUUAUGUCGUUACCACAACUCAAAUGCAUUAAUGUAACCGUAUGUUUUAUUCAAUAUUAUAUAGUGGCCAAUAUUAUAUUUUUUUGAAGAUUAUUGAAUAAAAUCAGCACGAAACAUUUCCCUCCACAUUAAUUUUUACUGGCUUUAGAAGUGGUUUAUUGAAAAAAAGCGUGGAGAUCUGAUUAUCUUGUUUUGCUAGUAUCGAAAAUGCAGUGUCGAUCUUCCCUCAGAUGUACACUUUUACUCGUAAUAAAGUAAUGACCCUCUUCAGCUCAUCCUGAAGAUAGCUCCAUUUACACAUUGGUUUCACAUUAUCUCUAAUUUAGUCACAACAUAUUGUUCGCCUAAAACGAUUCACUCCAGAACUGCACGAAGCGAAACAACCACACGGCCCUCAUGGUAUUCACCAAAUAACAAUAGAAAGCAUACAUUUAUUGCUAGAAAACAGUAUUGGAGCUAUUUUAUUCGCAUUUUGCAACUUAGGAACUAAAGGUCUUUGGAUCAUAUUGCAAGGCGUUGUAAGUAAGAAUUGAAUCUAAGAUAACAACGAUUGAUAUUCCGCAAACUUGGAUAAUUGGAGCUCCCCGCUACGUUAGCUCUGAUAACUCAAAUUUUCACUAGCUCGGACUAGUUUUUGUUACCCUAAAGAGUUAUUUUUGGCGGAAAAUGUCAAAAUGAACAUUUUAUACUUAAAGCUUUCUUAUUCCUUCGUUUCAUAGACGCGAUAGAGAAAAUUGAUAUGCGAUUAUCGUUUCAUAUAUAUUUUUUUAAUAAUAAGAAAAAGUAAAAAUGCCCUGAGUAGCGAAGUUAGGUCAACAGAGAUAUCAUUAUGGUAUAUGGAUAUCGUUAUGGUUUAAAAUUCGAUUUUAUUGUUAUCCAAGAAACCGGUAAGGAUAUAGUCAUUACAAAACAGUUCAACGAGGGUGGUAAACAUCGUGCGAGUAAAUUCGCGCAUCCAGCAAACCCAAAUUUUGUCAUUUUUCCUGCGUUUGUAACAUUGUUCCUAAUUGCUUGGGAAGCAUUGUUUUUUUAGACUAUCCGGCUUCUUAAGCAGUAUUACUUGUUUAAUUAUAAUCAGAUUAAAAAUUGUUUGGUCUUUUAAAAGGAUUAAGACAGAUUGCUUGAAUGAGACAAUAGUUUUCUGUAAUUUGUCACAAGGUUCUCUGCCAAUUCACAGCCCCCAUGUUCUACAUUUUGGUAGCUAAAACAUUUUUUCUUAUUUAUAUUUAUAGUAAAAUAAGAGCGAUAAAAAAUCCAGACUAGAGGAGGCGUCUACCGCUCGCGUUUGACACAUUACAGAGAGGCUCGUGUGGCCCUUCGAGCCGGAUGCUUGUGUGUAUGCACGAAAGCGUAAAAACAAUCUGAUGAUAUAAAUCCUCUUCUUAACACUUCCCGUCGAAAUUCGUCACAUGUAACAAAAAUAGAGGGGAAUAUAUAAACAAAGCUCAAAUGCGUUUGAUCAGAUAUACCAUGCGCUGCAACUGCAUUGUGUGAUAUUUGUGGAACGAUUCCUUUCUUUUGAAACAAAACGCCUUGUUGAUACUCCCAUUGCGAACAACUCGACAAAAAUAAGGUAGCGAUGAACAACAGCAAUGCGACCGAGCCGUCCCGCGACGUGGCCGUGUUUGAGUUGUGGUACUGGGUAUUACGGGCCAUUAUCACUCUACUGACGAUUGUUGGGAAUGCUGUGGUGAUCCUGUUAAUUCUGUGCUGCCCUCGCUUGCGUAUCACACCAAACGUGUUUAUAUGUACGCUCGCUAUCGCCGACAUACUCGUGGGUAUUGUCAUCACGCCUUCAGAGUUCGCUUGCGCAUUUGUUUACCCCGGAGCCUGCGAAGGGCCGAAGCAACAUCUCACGUAUGACAUUCUCAUUCACCUCUCCGUGACGAACUUGUGUGCACUCACCUUCGACCGAUACACAGCGAUAGUCAACCCCCUUCGGUAUCAGUCCCACCUUAUACGCAAGGGGCACAGCAGACGUGUAGCUGUUAUACUUUUCAUAGCGUGGAUCUCAGCUGCCAUCUUCCCAGUCCUCGGCUUUCUCUUCCGCCACAGGGUAUCCGUCGCAAGUAUCUUCCGUAUCUUGGAUAUGGCGUUUCUGCUCGUACUUCCCCCAAUCCUACUCCUCUUGUCCUAUUUGCGCAUGGUGUACAUCGCGCGUAGACAUGAGCGUAAGAUCAAGCUACAGGAAUUCCAGCUCAGCUUUAACUACAGCAACGAGAACUUAUCCAAAGCCAGAGACAACAAGGUGGAGAGUCGUGAGCGAGCGACUGUUAAAAUGAUCGGUGCGGUUAUCGUUGUGUUCUUGGUGUGUUACGGGCUGGCGGUAUUUCGCUCCUUGUAUGGGUAUAUCAUGCGGAGGAGCAUACCCAUGGAAGUGCAGUACCUCUCACGUCUGCUGCUACUCGCCAACUCGGCCUUCAACUUCGUAGUCUACGCGUUUCUGAAAAAAGACUUCAAAGAUGCACUAAGGCGCAUGUGCAGACGAGCGUCACGUGACGUCAGGAAAUCGUACCGAGCGCUGAAAUACCGCCAGAAGCGCAAGAAGAACAAAAAAAGUGUAACAACGCAAACAGAGGACCCCGUGUAGCUUGAUUGAUCACAUUUAGGAGAAAAUAGGCUAAUUAACUGGAAUACAUAUCAAAUAUGAGUUUUGAGGUGAUAUUUAUACAAAAAAGGCAGACAGGUUAAUUAACUAACAACAAAUAUGUUAUUCCAGGUGAAACACUUCACGUGAAUAAAAGCAAAAACUAGUCGCACCCAGGCCUUGAAUAACAGGCCGGCCGAUUUAGUGAUGUAUAUCCCCUCCCCCUAAGUAGCCUAUUCUUUUUGAAAGGUUAGAAUAUGCGACUAAACACUUUUCCGACUAGACUGAUAACGUAAUGUGAUUUUUGUAUAUAAUAGGAUUCAAUAAAAUGAUUCUUUUUAUUUUA
Nematostella vectensis (starlet sea anemone) is the source of this 3251-nucleotide messenger RNA. Its product is annotated as histamine H2 receptor. The record is from RefSeq and is a predicted model, not a curated record. The transcript is spliced from 6 exons. Gene Ontology annotation, cellular component: membrane. Lineage: Eukaryota; Metazoa; Cnidaria; Anthozoa; Actiniaria; Edwardsiidae. Gene Ontology annotation, molecular function: G protein-coupled receptor activity. Bases 1898 to 2908 code for a protein of 336 amino acids. Gene Ontology annotation, biological process: G protein-coupled receptor signaling pathway.